AUGGAUAAAAUCGAUCAAGAAGAAUUCGAAAAUUAUUGCGAAUUAGUGUAUAAAAAUGAAUGCUGGUUAGUUUAAGCUAAAAUAAUCAAAUAUCUCGGAAUAAAUCGAUUUUUCAGGGGAAUGUUCGGAUUAGAUGACAAUACAUUCAAAUGCAUCAAAAUUGGAUUUGAUAAUAAAAUAUUUGAUGCUUGCUCAGAUGAUUCGUUAUUAUUUAUUAUAAUCAAAGAAACAACAAAUGAUAAAGAAAAUCUGUUAAUGAUAAUUUGGGUAAGUAUCAAGAAAUAUAGUUAUAUAUAGAUUCAAAAACAAUAUUUAGUUAGGAACAUCGCUUGGAUUCGAAAAUCAGUCAAUGUUUUGUCGAUCUUGUCAAUUAAUUGCACUUCAUUACAAUAUUAGAAGUGAAAUUCAUCAAAAUCUCUCAUCAUUUUCCAAUUCCAUGCAGACACUCAACUCGACAUUAAUGAGCGAAGGCCCUCAAUCAGUAAGUUUUAUAUUCAUAUGAAUUUAACUAAAUUCUCGGUAGUUUGUAGUUUUGAUUGCAACUUUUAUCAAAAUUCUGUAUUUUUCAACGAAAAAUAAUUUAAUUCAGUGAUGCACAUAAUCAUCAUUAAUUUUUCAGAUGCAAGAAAACAUUGAGCCAUCAGAAAGAGGAAGCCGGAGCUCAAGUGUCUCAACAAUCUGUGAAGGAAUGGAAAUUUUGGAUCAGCAAGAUUUGGGCGUGGAAGUAAUUGAAUUAAUCGAAAUAAUUGAUGAAUUGGAUAUCACUCAAAAUUCGACAAUCGAUGAACGAAUUGGACAAUUGCAACAUGAGGAUAAUUAUCUCCAGAUGCUCUUAUCUAAUAAUCAAUCAUUGCAAGAAGCAUUUCAAGAAUUGAAAACCGAUGUGCCAACAAAUACCAUCGAAAAACUAUUGUCGAAAAAAACCGUUACAGUUGAAGAAAAGGUUAGUUAAUAAAAUGGGUCACUAGAAUCGGGGUGAGAUGCUUAACUUUUUGAAAAAUCUGAAGGGAAUGGUGCCUAACUUGGCCACUGUUCUGUUGAUAAUUCACCAAAAUUCCCCUAAUUUUUCAAAAAUAGUUUCAAAAUUUCAGCUCAAACUAAUCUAGCAACUGAAAAAAUCGAAUGAUGAGCUUAACUCGAUCAAAAACAACGCAUAUGGUCAAUUGAAGAAAUUGCGAUUGAUAUUGAGCGACAAGUUAUACGAUGUAAGUUCUUUGCUUCAUUCCACUAUUUCGAUAUAUUUUCCAUUUACUUUUCAGAACUUGAGACCACUGUGGUUGAUCGAAGAGGAUACCGGUCUGAAGGAUGAUAUCAUCGCGAUUUCCAAAGAUAACUUGAUAAGUGUCGACCUUCUGCGAGCAAACGGCGGAAUAUUCGACAAAAAUGGAAAAGAUGAAGUUUUAAAAUAUUUGAAAAGAUUGGAUGGUAAUAGAAAGAGUGCUGAUAUCUGUAAGGUGAUUUGAUGAAGCAUCAUUUAAUUUUUUCAUCUUGAUAAUAUUUCAGGAGAUUCAAAAGAAGAAAAAAGAUAAGUGA
Messenger RNA from Caenorhabditis angaria, 1533 nucleotides. Lineage: Eukaryota; Metazoa; Nematoda; Chromadorea; Rhabditida; Rhabditidae. The record is from the annotation of a GenBank genome assembly.